AUUCCGAUAAUGAAAUCCUUCUCUCUCCCUCUCUCUCUGUACAAUCUUUAGCCCUCUUGUGUAAUCUUUUCUUGACCUUUCACUACCACACAUGAAAGAAAACCCACCCAAUUGAACCUCGACAUCUUCUUCUACUCCCAAAAUGGGGUUUGCUUCUCUUGCUUUGUUUUUGCUCAAUCUUGAAACUACUCUCAAUUUGGCCUCAUGGGUUAAUUUGCUUUUGCUUUUAUUGAUAGUCUAAACUACCAGUCAGUCUCAAGUGAAACAUUCUUCUCUUGCUUGUGCCGCACAUUUUGGUUGGUCUCUUGUUCUUUCCCAUCUACCCAUUUGCAUUUUCUUACAUUUUCUCUCACUUUCUCCCUUAACAAACAGUAUUCCCUCUCUCUUUCUCUCUCUCUCUCUCUCUUACCCAACUUUAAAGUUCAAACCACAUUGCUGUUGAGGUUUGAUUUAUAGCUCAAGAGUCCAAGACAAAGUUCAAAGUUCAAACCUUUAGUCAUUGAGCAUAAAUUAAACAACUUUUCUCUACCCUUUUGACACUGUCUCUCCUGCCAACACAAAGUUCAAAUCUUUAGUGUUUUGGCUCACUUACUCUCUCAACAAACAUUAUGAAACCACAUUUUCUAUUUCAAUUUCAACUACAUGGGUUUUGAGGUUCGUUAAUAGCUCAAGAGUUCAAGACAACUGUUCAAAGUUGGAACCUUCAGUCUUUUGAAACAAAAAGUAUUCUUCUAUCUUGGGACAUUUUCUCUCACUUUCUCUCUGGCGAAACACAAAAGUUGAAGCCUUUUAGUCUUGUUCUUCUGGUUUCAAUAAUAAAGUUCAAACCUUUAGUGUUUAAACUAGCACACAGAAAUAAAAGCAUACCCACCAUGAUUCCCAGCACUAUCUUCUUCAUUAUUAUCACUCUCGUCUCCAGAACAACCACUGGCCACCGUGUCCACCGCCGUCAUCUCCUUCACCAGCCGUUCUUCCCUGUAACAAAUACUCUGUCGCCCACACAAUCACCCUCAAGUUCUCCACAAUCGCAAUUAAGCCCCCAUCAACAAACCCAACCCAAGUAUCCUUUUUCAACUACACCCCCAAAAUUUUCUCAAAGCCCAUUUUUCCCCUCCUUUCUUUCACCGCCUCCACUGCCACCCUCCUCCGUUCUCCCCACCUUUCCCGCUAACAUCUCCUCCCUUCUCUUCCCUCAACAUCGCUCCUCCUCUACCCACCGCCAUGUCAUCGUCCUCUCCGUCUCCGUCUCCCUUCUCUCCGUCGCUAUCCUCACCGCCAUUGCCGUCAUCUUCCUUUACUUCAAACACCGCCCCAACAAUGCGGGAAAGACCUCAACUUCAGACAACCAACGCCUUUUCCCGCCAAAUUUGGACCCAUCUGACGGUACACAGAAAACCACCGUGCAACACCAGAAACUCAGUGUCUCAAGUUCAAAUCCUCCCAGUACUUCUUCAGAGUUCCUUUAUCUUGGCACCCUGGUGAACUCUCGUUCACAAGAGCAUAAUCCUUCAACUGCUGCUGCAAAUUCAAGCCACGUGGCGUCCAAGAUUGGCAUCUCUUUAUCUUCUUUAUCGGUGUCUCCAUCUUCCUAUCAGAAACUUGGGUCGCCGGAGCUGAAGCCAUUGCCACCAUUGCUGAAACACAAUCCAAGUUUUACCAGCGGGGAGAUGUGUUUCAGUAAAGAAGAUGUGAAAUGUGAAGUUGAAGAAGGAAAUGAAGAAGAAGAAGAAGAGUUUUUUUCUCCAAGAGGGUCUUCUGGUCGUAGAGAGAGUCCAGGUUUAGCUCGAGUUGGCUCAAGUUCAAGAAGGGAAAGUAACAAUAAUAUUGGAAGUAGAAGCUUUAAUUCAAGAACGGCUUCGUAUCCUUAUUCAAAUUCUUGUUCACCUGAUUCUAUCAUCAGUUCUUGUCACUCCCCGGUAUUGAAAGCAUUAAAAUUAGCUGAGAAUGUUGAUAAGGUUUCAGUCUUUUCAUCGUCUUCAUUGUCAAGAAGUGAUUCGGGAGAUUUGCGGAAUUCGCCUGAUAGAGAAUCAAGCUCUUCAAGGAAGAGCAAACAAUCACCCUCUGAAAAUGAAGGUGAGUACAGGCCAUUUGUUCCAGUUAAGCUGCCACCACCGCCUCCACCAAUGCCUCCUCACCGGUUCUGGGAGGCACCGGUGAGUGCUAGGCUGGGUAGGCCGAGUUCAGCAUCCCCUGUUCACGUGCUGCCUGCAAGGCCGCUUGUGAUGCCAAGUUCUGGACCUGGUUUGGGUAAUGAGCAGUUGAUGAAGAAUGAGGGCGUGGACAAGGGUGAGGAGAAGGGUGAAGAAACGCCGAGGCCAAAGUUGAAGCCUUUGCAUUGGGAUAAAGUUAGAGCAAGCUCAGAUCGAGCUAUGGUGUGGGAUCAGUUGAAAUCAAGCUCAUUUCGAUUGAAUGAGGAAAUGAUGGAGACACUGUUUAUGGUGAAUAAUUCAUCUUUGAAUUCAAAAGAUAAUGAUAGGAAACAGGUUCAAUCAUCUCAAAAUCAGGAGAAUCGGGUGCUUGAUCUGAAGAAAUCUCAAAAUAUUGCAAUUUUGCUUAGGGCGCUCAAUGUUACCAUUGAUGAAGUAUGUGAAGCUCUUUUGGAAGGGAACUCGGAUACAAUGGGGACAGAGCUCCUGGAAAGUUUAUUAAAGAUGGCUCCAACCAAAGAAGAAGAGCAAAAGAUAAAAGAAUUCAAAGACGAAUCACCAUUUAAAUUGGGUCCUGCUGAAAAAUUUCUCAGGGCAGUGCUUGACAUACCUUUUGCAUUUAAGAGGAUAGAGGCAAUGCUUUAUAUUGCUAAUUUCGACUCUGAAGUUGAGUACCUUAAAAGUUCUUUUGAGACCUUAAAGGUAGCUAGUGAAGAGUUGAGGAAUAGCAGAAUGUUCCUGAAGCUUUUAGAAGCAGUGCUGAAAACCGGGAACCGAAUGAAUGUUGGCACUAACCGUGGGGAUGCACAAGCCUUCAAGCUUGACACACUGCUAAAGCUUGUUGAUGUAAAGGGCACCGAUAGGAAAACCACUCUCUUGCAUUUUGUUGUACAGGAAAUCAUCAGAGUUGAAGGUUCUCGUCUUUCUGGGGCUAAUCAGAACAAAAAAGCCGAGAAAACACAGCAGUCUAGUUUUCAGGAUGAUGUUGAAUUCAGGAAGCUUGGCCUGCAGGUUGUUUCGGGUCUGUGCGGGGAGCUCACCAAUGUGAAGAAGGCUGCGGCUAUGGAUUCUGAUGCGCUUAGCAAUGAAGUUGCAAAACUUGCUGCAGGAAUCAGAAAAAUUAUGGAAGUGGUGAAAUUAAAUGAAGAAAUUCCAUUUCAUGAUAGCAGUCGGAAAUUUUCAGAGUCAAUGGACGCCUUCUUGAAGAAGGCAGAACAAGAAAUUGUAAGCGUCCAAGCCCAAGAGAGUGUAGCUCUAUCUAUGGUAAAGGAAAUAACAGAGUAUUUCCAUGGGAACUCGGUGAAGGAAGAAGCUCAUCCAUUCCGGGUUUUCAUGGUUGUAAAGGAAUUCCUUUCUAUUCUUGAUCAGGUAUGCAAGGAAGUUGGCAAGGUCAAUGAGAGAACCAUAUACAGUUCUGUCCGACCUAUGCCAGCGAAUCCGCCAAUGCCACCGGCUUUCCCUAUAUUCAGUGAAAGGGAACACCAUGGUUCGUCAGACGAUGAAGGCUCAACCUCAUCUUAGUGUCCAAACAUCGCCGCAGGUGACUUUUUCUGCAUUUAUGUAAUCUCACCAGGGUGCUUAUCAAGAACUUGUGGUGAAUAGAGUGGCUUUUAGAUGGAGCUUGCCUCUUUUGUGUACUAUAUAUAUAUAUUCUCAUACAGAAUUUUGGAAUUUGUUUAGCUUGUCUAAUAUAGGAAGCCGGGAAUCAUGUAAGGAAGUGAAAUAAUAAGGUAAUGUUUGCUAGAAUACUGGGGAAUUGAUCUUGUAAAUUUGUCAGAAUGUAAGUCCAAGUUUGAUUGUUUCAA
Mangifera indica (mango) is the source of this 3952-nucleotide messenger RNA. RefSeq names its product formin-like protein 2. Gene Ontology annotation, biological process: actin cytoskeleton organization; actin nucleation. NCBI's taxonomy places the organism in Eukaryota, Viridiplantae, Streptophyta, Magnoliopsida, Sapindales, Anacardiaceae. Gene Ontology annotation, molecular function: actin filament binding. The record is from RefSeq and is a predicted model, not a curated record. The coding region runs from base 873 to 3668 and encodes 931 amino acids. The transcript is spliced from 4 exons.